CCCUUGACCAGCCUCAACAUCAACCAUCACCAUCAUCACCUUCACCUUCAUCACAACGAUAACAGCAAACGAAUCAUCGUCUCCUCCCCCAUCUCCAUGAGCCAUAUCAAUAUCAUCAGAAAUAACAUGACUGUCUCUGGCAAAGUCCUACUCCACACCCACACCACACCCACAGGGAGCUUCAUCGCCAGCCCCCCAACGCCGCCGCUUUCAGAAGAGAAAUCGAGCUCGAGCUCGGCGGUGCUCCGCGCUCUCGAAGAUAUUCGCUGCCUGAAGAGGACAGGACAAACGAGAGUGCCGACAUUGUGGCCGGUGUAUAAGUUAGACGCCGCGGAGUUUUCUGAUCUCGAGCAGCGGCUAGAACGAGAUAAGGAGCUCGCAGGAUUUGCUGAAGACAAAUUACGACUCGACUACUUCCCUUCCUCUAAACGACUCGUACUUCGAAUGCCCGGAGAUAGACACGAGGAGUUCAUUGCGAGGAUCGUGAAAGAGAUCCAAGAUCAACUGGAGGCUAUUCGCGGACCCUCCGCAUCAUUCGCUCGGCAGAUUGAGUCGCGUGCAUCUACUACAUUUAAAAGCUCUGACCCAGACUAUGGACGACAUGACCCGGAUGCGCAGUUCAAGCACUUAAAGGCACAGUUUCCCAGCGUGAUUAUCGAAGUGUCGCAUAGCCAGAAGAAGAGAGAUCUACCACACCUGGCAGAUGAAUAUAUCCUAGGCUCCGAUGCGAACAUUCAAGUCGUAGUGGGAAUUGACAUUGAGUAUAGAGGGGAUAAUGCAGGCAUGGCGACGCUUUCAGUGUGGGAGCCUGCUGUUGUAGAUGUUGAGGGAAUAGAUACUUUAGUUGCCAGGCAGACUAUUAAUGGCCAGAUGUUCCGCGAUGGCAAUGGCAAUGCAAUCUCUUCUCCUACAUGCGACCUCCGAAUUCCUCUGCGAGACUUCGCGCCCAACACCAUAUUCAACGAGAAGCAGGCACCAGAGGAAGAGAUUGUGAUAACAGGGAGCAAGAUGUGCGAAUACUUACAGGCCGCAGAGGCCCAGAUAGCGUUGAUCGACAGCAAUAUGGGUGUUAAGAUCAAAAAGACUUGGAAACAGAAGCGCCCGAGGGAACUCACGCCUGAGGAGAAAUUGCUAGAGCGGGAUGAGAAGAGAUUCAAGGCAGAAGAGGACAAGGUCUUGAAGAUGGAAGCAUUAGCAGAUCCAGAAUAUGAGCCCUAGGGCAAUUUUUCUCCUGAGCAUCUACUACUAAUUGCAGUGGUAGGCGAUCUUUGUCAACAGGGAAGCAUAGAAGGCUUCUGUUUAUUCUCUGUCUUCAGUGUGUUUCAACCUGCAAGUGGGGUUAUACCGAUCCAUGCCUAUAUCUAGAGUAACUGAAUAUUCCCAAACCAACUGCUGUUUACGCCUGUGUCUGCCCUUGUAAAGCCCCGGUCUAGCUCCUGAAUCCUAAGUAUAAGACACAGAAGGAUAAGUCUUCAGGAAUGAAAACUGCAG
Molecule: messenger RNA, 1491 nt
Organism: Cadophora gregata
Lineage: Eukaryota; Fungi; Ascomycota; Leotiomycetes; Helotiales; Ploettnerulaceae
Exons: 3
Coding region: 97-1218 (373 amino acids)
Source: RefSeq, a predicted model, not a curated record